Molecule: messenger RNA, 1583 nt
Organism: Hordeum vulgare subsp. vulgare (domesticated barley)
Lineage: Eukaryota; Viridiplantae; Streptophyta; Magnoliopsida; Poales; Poaceae
Exons: 2
Coding region: 705-1367 (220 amino acids)
Source: RefSeq, a predicted model, not a curated record
GUCUCCCGUUUGCCAAACUCUCGAACCCACCAAGAUAGGAUUUAAGAAUAGAUCUAGGUCACGUUCUCACCACCGCCCGGCGGCGGCGGAAUGAGCGGCGAUGCAGAGGACCAGAACCAAACCAGCGACAACGCUCGGCUGGAUCCGACCAUCCUCGACCACCGGCGCCAUUCCCCUUCCCGUGUCUUACCAUCAUGACAUGGCUUCCAGGAAAUGGCUUCGUUGCCGAUCCCCGACGAGCUCGUCCAGGAGAUCCUCCUUCGGCUGCCCACGCUAGCCGAUCUAGUACGCGCCUCUGCCUCCUGCCCCUCCUUCCGCCUGCUCAUCUCUUGCCACUCCUUCCUCCGGCGCUUACGCAAGCUCCACACCCCGCCCCUCCUCGGCUUCCUCCGUCCCUCUAGAAAAUUCUGCCUUCCCCUUCAGCGUCCGCAGCCAGCGCCGCCGACAUCUCCUUCUCCUUCCUUCCUGGUCUGACCCGCGAAUGGAAGGUCCAGGACGUUCGCGAUGGCCGCAUACUCCUCAACAGAUCUCGCUUCUAUAAUCGUUCCCUGGUGGUUUGUGACCCCUUGUACCAGCGAUACCUCCUGCUUCCCCCAAUCCCUAAAUUCGAGGGUUGGGUUCCUAAUUCCACAAACAAUCCACACUGCAAAGGAUGGAAAUCCUUCCUUGGUGGCGACCAAGAUGCCACGAAAGAAACAUCGUUCAUGGUGAUCUCGAUUGUAAGACGCGGAAAUAAGCAUGCCGCUUUUGUCUUCUCUUCUCGUAUGGGACAAUGGCGAGCUAGUAUAUGGACUGCAGGGUUUGGUUUCUUCUUCAGGCUCUGGUAUGCCAAUGGCUGCUUCUAUGGGGUGACAAAAUGCAGGGAAAAUUUGCUAGCUCUUGACACCCGGACGAUGGAGUUCUCACUUUCUGACCUCCCACCCGAAGCCCGAGGUUUUGUGCAACAAGACGUGGGUCCUUUCAAACAAUGCGUGAAUAUAGCCAUUGUGGAGGCAGGGGAAAGCAUCACUGGGAUGUUUGUGCUUCUAAAUGACACAUCUAACAUCAGUUAUCUAAUUAGGCGAAACAAUGGUGGGAGUUCCAACGAGUGGCAGUUGAAGAAGACAAUCCCACUGGAUUCUUCUAGGUGUCUUCUCAUGAGUUCAACAGGGAGGCACUUGCUUCUACUUCACAUGAUAAGAGCAGAAGCUUUCACGUUGGAUAUCAAAACAUUCCAACUAGAGAAAGUGUUCACUGAUGUCGUUUCGCCGUAUGUAUAUAGAAACUUCCCACCAUCAUUGUUGUCAUCACCGACAAUAUCAAGCGGUGGUGAGAACGAGGCCGAGAAGAUGCUGGGACAAGUCUGCACUGCAAGCUCAAGCGCAUAGUCUCCAGGGUUAAAAUAGCACUGAGACGAAUGCAAGAGAUCUGUUGAUGAUAAGAUGGUAACGAGGUUGUUAUGCAACUCGGUAAUUGACCACUGAGUUGGUCUGCUUUUGCCAUUUGGUCUUUAAUAUGGCCAUCCAGAAGGAUAAAAUAGAACUUGGAGUAUUUUAUGGUGUGUUCCGGUCUGACAAGAUUGAUGCAUUUGUUUGCUGGAUAAG